Molecule: messenger RNA, 1594 nt
Organism: Punica granatum (pomegranate)
Lineage: Eukaryota; Viridiplantae; Streptophyta; Magnoliopsida; Myrtales; Lythraceae
Source: RefSeq, a predicted model, not a curated record
CGGUCAUUUCGCUUCCACAUAGAGUCAGUCCCUCUCCUCUCUGUUGUCUUGUCUCUCUCUCGAUCGAUCGACCGGAGGAGGAGGAGGAGGAGGAGGAGGAGGAGGAGAAGGAGAAGAUGCAGUACAAGAACCUCGGCCGAUCGGGCUUGAAGGUGAGCCAGCUCUCCUAUGGCGCCUGGGUGAGCUUCGGGAACCAGCUGGACGUGAAGGAGGCCAAGUCCCUACUUCAGUGCUGCCGCGACCACGGCGUCAACUUCUUCGACAACGCCGAGGUCUAUGCCAACGGCCGUGCCGAGGAGAUCAUGGGCCAGGCUAUCCGGGAGCUCGGCUGGAAGCGCUCCGACAUCGUCGUCUCCACCAAGAUCUUCUGGGGCGGCCCCGGUCCCAACGACAAGGGCCUCUCCCGCAAGCACAUCGUCGAGGGUACCAAGGCCUCCCUCAAACGCCUCGACAUGGAGUACGUGGACGUCAUAUACUGCCACAGGCCUGACAUUUCUACGCCAAUUGAAGAGACCGUGAGGGCAAUGAAUUAUUUGAUCGACAAGGGGUGGGCAUUCUAUUGGGGAACUAGUGAGUGGUCUGCCCAACAGAUCACUGAGGCAUGGGGUGUUGCUCAGAGAUUGGAUUUGGUGGGGCCGAUCGUCGAGCAGCCAGAAUAUAAUCUUUUAUCGAGGCAUAAGGUUGAGUCUGAAUACCUCCCACUGUACAGCAACUAUGGCUUGGGGCUAACCACAUGGAGUCCACUUGCUUCUGGAGUGCUUACUGGAAAAUACAACAAGGGAACCAUACCACCUGACAGCCGCUUUGCACUGGAAAAUUACAAGAAUCUUGCUAACCGGUCGCUGGUCGAUGACGUGCUGAGAAAAGUGAACGGACUGAAACCUAUAGCUGAUGAACUUGGUGUGCCACUGGCUCAACUUGCAAUUGCAUGGUGUGCUACAAAUCCUAAUGUCUCAUCAGUUAUUACUGGUGCAACGAAAGAAUCCCAGAUCCAAGAAAACAUGAAGGCAAUUGAUGUCAUACCGUUGCUCACUCCUGCCGUGAUGGAGAAGAUCGAGGCUGUUGUCCAAUCCAAACCGAAGCGCCCCGACUCCUUCAGGUAGGCACCAGAGAUGCAUCAGUCGCUGUGGUUCUUACCUGCAUCGAGGAGUUCAAGAAAUUUAGGAGUAUUUGUUGUGUAGUGUCAAUUUAUGUCUUCAUAUCCAUUUGGGCUGCUCUAGUUGUUGCUGAGUCUUACUGCUAUGAACAGCUCUAGCUAUUCUUGGGAGUUUGGUGUGUUUACUGCAAAAGACCUGGUUUAAUUAUACCCAGUCCAUCUCGACUGUCAGAUUCAUAGGGUCCCUCGGCAGACCCCCAGAAUCAAAUGGUUGAGGUCCUCUUGGUAUAACAUGACCAGGUCUAAGGUCAGAAAAUCUGGUGAAGGUGGAGAUGGGUUAUUGGUUACCUCUGGUUUGGUAUUGGCAACGGCCAUGAGCUCGUAAUGAACUUGUCUUAGACAGGAGAAGUGUACUCAUUUCGGCUUAUUUCCGGGUUGGUUCGAGAUUUGAUUGCAGUUGUUCAUUAGUCUAGUGCGCAUGCCCUGGCAUGGACUCGA